Glycine soja is the source of this 1786-nucleotide messenger RNA. RefSeq names its product E3 ubiquitin-protein ligase AIRP2-like. The record is from RefSeq and is a predicted model, not a curated record. The transcript has 5 exons. Gene Ontology annotation, cellular component: cytosol. Gene Ontology annotation, biological process: protein ubiquitination. Gene Ontology annotation, molecular function: ubiquitin protein ligase activity. Lineage: Eukaryota; Viridiplantae; Streptophyta; Magnoliopsida; Fabales; Fabaceae. The coding region runs from base 841 to 1533 and encodes 230 amino acids.
UUUGGGUGGAAAUGGUAAUUCUAUAUUUUAUUUUUUAGGAAUGGAGUUUUUGUUUGUUAAAAAAAAAAAUAAUUGACAGUGUUCCAAUCCAAAGCAGAGAGAAAGCCUCCGUUUUUAAUGAAAGAUUCCAGAGAUAUUUACAUUUAGUUCAUUCAAAGAGACGAGUGACUGAGUGAGUAUGAACCUGUGACUAAUAAUAUGCGAGACCUUUGGAGUAGUUUUUAUUUUAUUUUAUUAUUUUCAUGAAACAAUUAGUGGGUGUGUUGUUCUGGACUCUAUUUUGUUGUGUUUGACUAAACUGCAAGGGUGCGUGUCAUUUAAGUUUUUUUUAUUAUUAUUAUUAUUAUUUAAUUUUUCACCAAAUGUUAAACGGUUGUUGGAAGGUUCAGUGAAUGGAGCCUGAAGGGUACAAAGAUUUCAUAUCAUGGGUGAAGCAAAGGAGAGCUUAGAUUAAUAGAUUUGGUUGAAAAAUGUUUGCUAUGACGUAAAAAGCACUAAGCAGGCUCCUUUGGUUGGCUUUAAAUGUGUCUUUAUUUCAACCCGUUUUUCAAGCAUAUUUUGCUUUUGGCAUUUUGUAGAUUCAACACUGGUCGCACGCGCUUGUAGGUUGUAACUGUUGUGUCAUUUUUUUUUUCUUUCAUGUUGUUAAUGGUAGGUGCUUUUUGUCAAAAUUCAAGGAUACAAGACCCAAUUAAGAUAAUUGAAGUGUAUCUUUAUCUUUAUCAUUUUCUUUUUCCUGUUGUUAUUGGUAGGUGCUUUUUAUGCAAAAUUCAAUGGUACAUUGCCUUUCACUUUUUCUGUACAAAUAAACUCACUGUUACGCAUGCUUUUGUUUAGGCAAUGGCUUCUGAUUGUCCAAGAGAAUCUGAUGGCGCCUCCAUACAAAUGAGAUUGUCUUACAGCCCAGCUGCUCAAUUUUUCCUUUUUCUGGUUCAGUGGACUGAUUGUCACCUUGCUGGAGUUUUGGGAUUGCUGAGAAUUCUCAUAUAUAAGGUAUAUGAAGAUGGGAAGACAACCAUGUCCAUUUAUGAAAAGAAAGCCAGUUUGAAGGAAUUCUAUGGUGUGAUCUUUCCCUCUUUACUACAACUCCACAGAGGAAUCAGUGAUGUAGAAGAAAGAAAACAGAAAGAUUUAUGUGCUACAAAGUACAAGCCAAGAGAUAUAAUAAGAAGAGGAAAAUCAUCUGAAAUUGAUAUAGAGAGAGAAGAAGAAUGUGGUAUUUGCAUGGAGAUGAACAACAAGGUUGUGCUGCCCAAUUGCAACCACUCGUUAUGUAUGAAAUGCUACAGAAACUGGCAUGCACGAUCUCAAUCUUGCCCUUUCUGUCGGGACACUCUUCAAAGAGUAAACUCUGGUGACCUUUGGAUCUACAUGAACAGCAAUGAGAUAGAUGACUUAGCUUCAAUCAACAAGGAGAAUCUAAAAGGACUAUUUAUGUACAUUGACAAGUUACCUCUAAUUGUGCCAGAUCCUAUAUUCAUGUCCUAUCCUCAGCGCUUUCGAUUUUUCCCUAAUCAAUUUGGGUCUGCAUGAACAGCUGUAGAAUUUAAUUAGGCCACUUAUGUACAUUGACAAAUUGCCUCUCAUGGUGCCAGAUCCUGUGUUCAUGUCUUAUUCUCAGCACUUCUGAUUUCCCUUUAGUGACAGAUAAUUUCUACUUCAAAUUCCAUUUGGUGUUUGAUCGUCAGUUUGUGCUGGGAUGAUUCAAAAUGUAAAUACAUGUUGCCUUCAUAGUGAAAUAAUAUACUUUUACUCCAUAGAAAUUAAAGAGUUCUCUAGUCUAAAA